Heteronotia binoei (common prickly gecko) is the source of this 2138-nucleotide messenger RNA. Its product is annotated as leucine-rich glioma-inactivated protein 1-like. Gene Ontology annotation, biological process: neuron maturation; myelination in peripheral nervous system. The record is from RefSeq and is a predicted model, not a curated record. Gene Ontology annotation, molecular function: protein binding. Bases 9 to 1640 code for a protein of 543 amino acids. Lineage: Eukaryota; Metazoa; Chordata; Lepidosauria; Squamata; Gekkonidae. The transcript has 9 exons.
GCCGGAGGAUGGGCUGGCGCCUGGGGCUCGGCGGGGCCGGCGCUCCGCUGCUCCUGCUCCUGCUGCUGCUGCUGGCCGGGCCGGGGAGCGGCCGAAAACCCUCGCGGAGGAAAUGCGCCGUCCGCUGCUCGUGCGCCAAAGACGCGGCGCUCUGCGAAGGGGCCGACGAGAUCCCCAAGGAGCUGCCCCCCAAGCUGGUCUCCCUGUCUCUCAUUCGCUCAGGAUUCACUGAGAUCAUGGAAGGCAGCUUUCACCACGUGCCGACAAUUCAGCUGCUAUUACUCACUUACAACUCCCUGGACCAGAUCGGGGACAAUGCCUUCGAUGGACUCAUACACCUGGAAUAUCUGUUCAUUGAGCACAAUAGACUGGAUAUGAUCUCCAAGAAUGCCCUCCAAGGCCUAAAAAGUCUUCUCCAUCUGAGCUUGGCUAAUAAUAACCUACAGACCUUACCGAGGCAUCUCUUCCGAGGCCUGAAUGCUUUGACCACAGUGGACUUGCGGGGAAACGCCUUCCACUGCGACUGCAAGCUGAAAUGGCUGGUGGAGUGGGUGAGCUACACUAAUGCUGUGGUGGAGCCCAUAGAGUGCCGGUCCCCCAUCGAGCUGAACCGCACCAAUCUUGCCGAACUGCGCCCAGAGGGCUUCAACUGCAUCACCACUGACCUUGUUCUCAUCGAGGUUCUAGAUUACCAGUCGCUUUCUGUGGAAACCUUCACCUACCAUGGGGAGCAGAAUUUGGUGAUCGCCCAGCCCUUUCUCGGACGUUGCAUCUUCCUGGAGUGGGACCAUGUGCAAGGAAAAUUUCGCAGCUAUGCCAACAUCACCGGCUCAUCCACUGUCGUCUGCAAGCCCCUCGUGAUCGACGGCCAGCUCUUUGUGGUCGUAGCUCAGCUCUUUGGCGGCUCGCACAUCUACAAGCGGGACGAAGCCACGGGGCGCUUCCUCCGCACGCAGGCCAUCGAGGGCUCCCGCAUCCGCAAGCCCAACGACAUCGAGGUCUUCCGCUUGGAGGGCGACUGGUACUUCAUCAUGGCUGACAGCUCCAAGGCCGGCUCCACCACCCUGUACCGCUGGAACGGCCACGGCUUCUACACCCACCAGUCGCUACACGACUGGUACCGUGACACGGAUGCGGAGUUUUUGGAAAUCGCGGGCAAGCCUCACCUCAUCCUGGCCAGCAGCUCCCAGCGCCCGGUCAUCUACCAGUGGAACAAGCAAAAGUUCACCCCCCGCACCGACAUCCCUGACAUGGAUGACGUCUAUGCCGUUAAGCAUUUCAAAGUCAAGGAGGACGUGUACAUUUGCCUGACCCGCUUCCUUGGCGACUCCAAGGUGAUGCACUGGGAUGGAUCAAUGUUCCGAGACGUUCAGCACAUGCCGUCUCGCGGCUCCAUGGUUUUCCAGCCCUUGACCAUCGCCGGUUACCGCUACGCCUUUCUUGGCAACGACUACUCCUUCAGCCAAGUGUACCGCUACGAACCUGUCACGGGACUCUUCCAGCACUUCCAGGAGCUGAACACUCAGGCCCCGCGGUCCUUUGCCCACCUCCACGUCGACAAGCAAGACUUCCUCAUCGCUUCCAGCUUCAAGGGCAAAACCCACAUCUACCGGCACGUCAUCAUUGAUCUGAGCGCCUGAGCCUGUCUGCAGCGGGGUUCGGGGGUGUCUAAUCAGGAGGCAGCCGCCACAGGGAGGAGAGGAAGUGGCGGCAGCUGCUGGGGGAAGUGCAGUACCCGAGACGGCCACUAGGGCGACCGCACUGGAAGCAGAGGCUGUUGAGAGUGCGAUUCCCCAGUGGUGCGAGGAAAAGAGGGCGCUGAAGAACAACUAGCCAACGGGUGGAAGACCAGCAACCGAAGAUCACUAGAAAAUGCAAACGGCAACCAGAUCAGUCACCAGAAUACCAUUCUCUCUCUCUCUUUUUUUAAAAAGUCAGUAUGCAUGAAGCCUUACUGGUUGCUAGAAGAGGCAGCAGUGGACGAGGCCUGCAUGCUUUGCAGCAGGGCUUAACCAAAUAUUUUGACCAAUGGGGCGUGCAGAUUUGGAGAGGCGUCACUUUACCUGCAGUCCCUCCCAAUCUGGCUUGCCAACCUAUCGUUCUUGCUUUGUUGUUGCAGAGGAUUCUUUCCCUUUAAA